Messenger RNA from Moneuplotes crassus, 1584 nucleotides. The record is from the annotation of a GenBank genome assembly. NCBI's taxonomy places the organism in Eukaryota, Ciliophora, Spirotrichea, Euplotida, Euplotidae.
GUUGGGCUAAUAUAUAAUUGACGUCAAUUUCAAUAAAAUGGAUCCUAGCCAUCCCAGUAAGUAAAUCACCCUUAAAAUCCCUCUAAAACAUUUCUCAAGACCUUCAAAUUCUUCCCAAACCUUCCUUAUCCUCAAAACCCUCAUCUACACUCACGAGCAUCGUACUAUAGAAGCCCCCAGCUCAGACUCCCAAAAUGAAGCAGCACAAAAUGAAGAAGAGAAGCAGCCACACAACGCUCAGCAGCUUACCACAGAAGAGCACAAACAGCCAGAUAGCGCAAAAGAAGAAGAACUAAGUGAGGAUACCCCUAAAAUCGAAGAUGAGGAAGUGGAAAAUGGUGAUGAAAAUAGCCCACAGCAGCCUGAAGAGAUAGCAGAGGAAAGUAAAGCCAAAGUUGAAGAGGAGGAAUCUCAUUUAAAUGGAGAGUAUGACCCAAAUGCAAAUCCUGAGCCAUUCGAGCAAACAGAGGUGAUCGAGGAUUACCCAAUGCACGAUCUAUACACAAAGAAAAGAGUGCCUUAUAUUGAGAAAAAUAAUGGGUCGAUAAUGGUGAAGGAGAAGAACUAUCAAAAAGCAAUCGAGUUUUACAAUAAAGCUUUGUUUUCAAUCAAAAUUCUUACUGAAGAUAGGGAACUAAAUGUUGGAGAAGACUACAUUGUAAAAGUAAUCAAGGAGGUAGAAAUGCCCAUAAACUCUAACCUUACUUUAUGCUACCUUAAGACAAAGGAUUACGAAAAUGUAAUCAAGUAUGCUGACAAGUACCUUAGUGUAGAGCCUGAUAGUGCAAAAAUUCUAUACAGAAAAGGCAUGGCUUAUACUUUCCAAAAACAUUGUGACUUCACAAAGGCUAAAGAAGCUCUAAUGAAAGCUUAUAAGAUAGCCCCUAAAGAUAAGAUGAUACUUGAUGGGCUUAAGACUUUCAAAGAAAGGAAAUAUGAAUAUAAAUACAAAACACAGAAGAUAUGUGAGAAAAUCUUUGAUAAAACUUCUAAAAAUCUAUAUGAAGACAAGAAAGAGGAGUCCAAAGAAGAAUCUUCUAAAGAAGAGACAAAGGACAUAGAUAAGAUUAAUGGCAUGCAGAAAGGAACUAUCCCUUAUUAUAUCAGGACCUCUCUUGAGCUCGGAUUUGCAGUACCCCUGGUGUUUUACAAGUUCUUUGUGGAAAAACCUGCAACAUUCUGAAUAAAUACAGGUUGUAAAUUGAUCACUCUCCCUGACCACCUGCCUUGUAUUGGAGGCUGCUGAAAGAAAACAAGAAGUAACCUAGCAUCUGUGGCAAGGAACACUCUUGGAAAGUAUCUUGACAGGAAACCAAAGGAAGGAGGGUCAGAUGAAGAAGAGACUAAGGAAAACUUCAAGAAAAAUCAAUAAUCUUAGUGAUAAGUGAACAUUAGACAAGCUAAAGUUGAAUCUUUUCCUGGACUUCACAGAAACUUUUUGGCCAUACUUACUAUUUCAAUGGAUUGCUCUUUGAUAUUGACUAAAAAUUAGUUCCCUCUUUGAAAAAUUUGAGACAUUGAGGAGGAUAGAAAAAUUGAGAGCCUUAAACAACCCUAUCAGCCUAAAUUUAGUAGAUAUUUAUG